GCCUGGUCUGGUGUGAUGGCCAUGGCCGGCUAUGCUCUCGCCUUCAUUGACGAGGGAAAUGCCGAGGGUGACUACGCCCCCCUCUUCGAGCAGGUAGCUGUCGCUGUGGGGGCCUCUGCCGACCAUGCUUCCUACUCGGCCCUCUACACUCAGGUGCACGAGGCCGUCCAGGCCGCCGACGGCAAGUACGCU
This is a messenger RNA of Prorocentrum cordatum, 192 nucleotides long. The record is from the annotation of a GenBank genome assembly. Lineage: Eukaryota; Dinophyceae; Prorocentrales; Prorocentraceae.